GUUUGUGUGAUUAAUAUGGAGUCGUGUACAUAUUGGCUGCAUUGAGCGUUUGUAUAUUGCAAAAGGUUGAAAAUUUUGGAUUGGUGGGCUAAUUAAUUAGAAAAAAAAACGUAUAGAAAGUGAUUCUGCAUGUAUAUGUUGUGGAGGUUGCUAUAGAGAAAAGCAAAGGAUAUUCUCUUUUUUUUUAUAGAACUCUAGUUCGCUGUUGAAUUACAGGGAUCACUCAAUGAAAACCCUCAAUAAUGCAUGUUCAUCCAGUUACAAAAUCUUAAACAAUACAUGUCAUGUUUCCACCAAUUAAGUACAAAAAACCUUCUCAAUGCUUUUACUAAAUAUAUGUAAACUCUAGGACUACGCACUUAAUUCAUUGAAACUCCUCUUUUUAGUGCCAAUUUUGAAAAACUAUCUAACAGUCCAAAUCUAUUACAGAAACUUCAUCGCAAAGCACAAGGCCAAGUUAUUCUACCUGGAGGAGAGAUGCCAAAGUGGUUGCUCCCUAAUAAAGAAGGUUAUAUAUCUUUCGUGGCAUCAAAGAAAUUGUAUAAGAAGUUUCUAGGAGUAGCUUUCUGUAUUGUAUUCCAAGCAAAGGGAAAGAGGUUUUGCAGCUUUAAGCUCGAUGCAUCCGUUGGUGGUAGACAAGGUAAGGUUUAUCGUGGUACUCUCCAUUCAUAUAAUUUGGACCAUGUUUGCCUUGGGUAUCGGGAAACAAAGGAUUUGUGGAGAUUAGAUGAUUUUGGUCCAAAUGACUCAAGUCAUUUCCACGUUAGCAUUAGAGUAUAUGAUAAUGUAGGCAGCAGAGUAAUUGUGAAAAAGUGUGGAUUCCGACUAAUAUGCAAGCCAUUGGAGAAUGAUUUGGAGGUUUUGCUUCAAGACGAUCAGUUUUUGGAUCCAGCCUUACUUUACGAAGUUGGGUAUGAAGAUAGUCAAAUAAGCACCGAGGAAGAUAAUUCAAGUGAAACAGAAGAUUUACAAGAUAGUCAAGUGAGCACCGGGGAAGAUAGUUUAAGCGACACAGGAUUGAACGUUGCUGACUUCUCAAUUGAGGAGCAUCGCUAUUCCCGUAUUCAUCCUCAUUACCGUAAUGUUCGCCCUGGAGGAGAGAUACCAAAGGAGUUCGUCCUUGUUGAAGAUAGUACCAUAUCAUUCAUGGCAUCACAGGACUUGUAUGACAACUUCGUAGGAUUGGUCCUCUGUGUUGUCUUCGGUGUAGAAGAUGGAAAAAAAGAAAUAUCUUUCGACAUCAUGCCGCAUGUUAACGGCGAAAGACGGAAUGUGCUAGCGGGGACUCUCGGUUCAUUUGAUUCGGAUCACAUGUGGAUCCAAUAUCUUGUACCAAAUGUGUUGUGGGGAGUGUUGGAGGGAGCAGUUGAUUUUGGUCAAUUCGAGGAGAGUUAUCUACGAUUUAGCCUUGCAGUUAGAAUACUGGGUGGAACUGUGAAAAAAUUGGGAUACUUGCUGAGUUGCAUGAGACUAGAGGAUGAUUUGAAGGUUGCGCUUGAACACAAUCAAUUAAUGGAUCCAGCUUCACUCUGUGAGGAUUUUGAUUCAGAAGACGAUGACGUGAGAUUUCGUUUACCGAAAUACUUAUGCAGAUUUCACAUUUUUCCAAGCGCAACAAAUUAAGUGGGAAGAGGCGAGUGGAGUAUUGUUGGCAUGCAGAUCUUAAGGAAGCAACAGAUGGCAUUCAGUUCAAUCUCUAAUGUCAGAUUCAAACAUGUGAAAUUGGAUGGAGGGUGACUUGGCACACAACAUUCAUAGCAAUUGUUUGUUUUUCAUAUUUCUUCGUACUUUUAUCUGAACUCCAGAUCAUUUUUUUUUAUCACAAUUGCACCUACUUUCUUUACCAGG
Molecule: messenger RNA, 1848 nt
Organism: Rhodamnia argentea
Lineage: Eukaryota; Viridiplantae; Streptophyta; Magnoliopsida; Myrtales; Myrtaceae
Exons: 2
Coding region: 478-1623 (381 amino acids)
Source: RefSeq, a predicted model, not a curated record